Messenger RNA from Guyanagaster necrorhizus, 678 nucleotides. RefSeq lists its product as uncharacterized. The transcript is spliced from 9 exons. The coding region runs from base 1 to 678 and encodes 225 amino acids. The record is from RefSeq and is a predicted model, not a curated record. Lineage: Eukaryota; Fungi; Basidiomycota; Agaricomycetes; Agaricales; Physalacriaceae.
AUGCUCUCCUUGUCUUUUGCUGCUUUGGCUCUCUUCGUGGCCGUGAAGGCUGAUUCUUGGGGUCCUGCAUACUCCCUAGGCCCUACGAGCUCCGCUAUCAUUGAGGCGUCCACGACCUUCACGCCCGGCACCCCCCCAACUGAUGCAGAAGAUUCCCUGUUUUUGUGGAUAGGCAUAAGCAACUCGACGAGCGGCCUGAUCCAGGCCGGUGUGGAUCAACUCGCGGACAAUAACGCCUACUGUGGCGCUUCGUCGGAUCAGUGGUGCGCCAUGGCCAGUUACUUCGGAGUUGUAGACGGCGCCACUACUCAGCUGAACGGCGACAUGGUUCCUGUAGACGGUGAUCAAGCUAUUGGCAUCCAUUACAAACUGGCCGAUGACAACCUGACUUGGAAUCAGACCGUAACCCUUAAUGGAACGGUUAUCUCUACUCUUCAAAGCUAUGAUGGUCCUCUGUUGAACGGUGGUUUCGGAACUGGUACUGAAUGUCAAUCUGAGUGCACCGGCUCUACCUCCGUUCAGACAUACACCGACACCACAAUCGUUCUUCAAUCGGCCGACGCUGACUUCUCUUCGACUUUGAGUAAAGGAACAGGCGUUGUAGCCUCCGACAUGGUGACUACCGAUGGCGGGAAGACUUGGACCAUUGCCAGCAUCACGAUACCGGCCAUGGUUUGA